Nyctereutes procyonoides (raccoon dog) is the source of this 1560-nucleotide messenger RNA. Its product is annotated as tripartite motif-containing protein 64C-like. The transcript has 7 exons. Lineage: Eukaryota; Metazoa; Chordata; Mammalia; Carnivora; Canidae. The record is from RefSeq and is a predicted model, not a curated record. Bases 69 to 1421 code for a protein of 450 amino acids. Gene Ontology annotation, molecular function: protein binding; zinc ion binding.
GAGUCCCUACUGACCCCUGAGAUCCACAGACCUUCCAAACCUUCCAAACCUUCCACACAGGCCAAAACAUGGAUUUGGACACCUUGCAAGCCUUUCAGAAUGAACUCAUCUGCUCCAUCUGUAUGAACUACUACUUGGAUCCUGUCACCAUUGACUGUGGGCACAGCUUUUGCAGUCCCUGCCUGCGCCUCUGCUGGGAGGAAGCCCAAACCCCAACGUAUUGCCCUGAAUGCAGGGGAAUUUCACAGAAGUCAGAUUUCAAAACGAAUAUUACACUCAAGAAACUGGCUUCCCUUGCCAGGCAUGCCAGAGCUUACCAUGUCAACAGCUUCGUGGAGCAGAUUUGUGUGGUGCACAAAGAAUCAAAGGGGCUCUUCUGUGAGGCUGACAAGCGCCUGCUCUGCGUGUCCUGCUCUGAAUCACCAGAACACGUGACUCAUAGCCACUGUUCAGUACAGUGGGCUGCUGAGGAAUACAGGGAGAAACUUCUGAAGAGAAUGGGCUCUUUAUGGAAUAUGACUCAGGAAAUGCAAAACAAUCUGAAUCAAGAAGUUAGCAAAAUAGAGUCAUUUGAGGACUAUGUGGCCUUAAGGAAGGUGAUGAUCAAAGCAGAAUAUCAGAAGAUACAUCUAUUUCUCCAUGAGGAAGAACAACUCCAUCUGGAGACAGUGGCGAAAGAAGCAAAGGAGAUUUUCCGACAACUCAAGGAAAGUGAAUUCAGAAUGACCCAACAGAAAGAGAGCCUGAAAGAGAUGUACAGAGAGCUGACUGAGAUGUGCCACAAGCCUGACAUGGAGCUACUCCAGGACUUGGGAAAUGUAUUGCAAAGGACUGAAUUGGUGGAGGUACAAAAGCCUCAGCCAGUGAACCCAGAGCUCACUCCACAGAGCAUCACGGGAAUCCUAGAUGUACUGAACAACUUCAGAGUGGAUAACGUUCUGAUUCAGGAAGCCACCAAUCAGUACAUGCGCUUUUCUAAGGAUCCUGGAAGUACAUUGCUUGGAGUCGCCCAACGAGACAUAUCUGGAGAGCCCCAGGGUACUGAGAGCUGUGCAGCCCCAGGACCUCAGGUCUUCACCUGCGGUAGGCAUUACUGGGAGGUGGACCUCACAUACUCGCCAAGCUGGAUCUUGGGAGUCUGUAAAGAUUCCUCUACCAGCGAUGCUGAUACUGGUUUUCACCCUGAAGAAGCAUUUCUUCUGUUUUCUCUGAAGACAGACAAUCAUUAUAGUCUUUCCACCAGCUCCCCAACCCUAAUCCAGUUUGUGAAAAGGCCUCUGGGUCGGAUUGGAGUGUUUCUGGAUUACGACAAUGGAACUGUGAGCUUCUAUGAUGUUUCCAAAGGUUCCCUCAUAUAUAGUUUCCCUCCUUCCCCCUUCUCUUUCCCUUUGAAGCCUUUCCUUUGCUUUGGUGCCCCCUGAAAAAUCAAGUUCCAUGAGCAUUUAUUUGAUGAAUUCCCAUGUCUGAGGGGCUUCCUGUCCUGAAACUUUUUCACAGGAGGUAACAAGAGAAUACCAUCUUGGAGCACACUGUGACUUAAGAGACAGAACUGUUACGUGU